Macrosiphum euphorbiae (potato aphid) is the source of this 1251-nucleotide messenger RNA. NCBI's taxonomy places the organism in Eukaryota, Metazoa, Arthropoda, Insecta, Hemiptera, Aphididae. The record is from the annotation of a GenBank genome assembly.
AUGAGUCUUAUUUUGAGAUACAUUAAGAAGGGUGUAAUUCAAGAAAAUUUUAUUGCAUUUAUUGAUUGUCACACAUAUAUGUAUGAACCAAAAUUAACUGGUGAAAUUUUGGGCAAUACUGUUCUUAAGAUAUUGAAACAUUUUUCUUUAGACCCUCAAUACUGUGUUGGAGUAGGUACAGACGGAUGUUCUGUAAUGGUAUCUUCUAUCAGGGGAGCUAUUAAAACAAUACAAUCAGUUGCUAAAAAUGCUAUACGUUGUUCUUGUGCUAAUCAUGCAUUAAAUUUAGCCAUUUCCAAAUCAUCAACAGUUCAAAGUAUAAGAAAUAGUGUUGGUCUUGUAAAAGAAAUUGUUUCAUUUUUUAAUAUGUCUGCAAAAAGAAACUUUGUUCUAAAAUCAGUUUUAAAUGGAAAACCUCACUUAAAAAGUCUAUGUGAAACGAGAUGGACGGACCGCCAUGAUAGCAUAGCAAUUUUUAAAUCUUCAAUGUCUGACAUAAUAGAAGCCCUGACCAAUAUAUCAGAAUGGAAUGAAUUAGUUUCAUCAUCUAAAUUAUCUAAAGCCAAAACUCUUUUAACAGCUAUGUGUACAUGUGAAUUUAUAAUUUCAAUUAAUGCCUUAUCUAACAUAUUAUGUGUAACAGCUCCUAUAAGCAGAAUACUUCAAGGCAUUGACAAGGAUGUAUUAGCUGCAUUUGAAUGUAUUCAAAAUGCAGUAACUAUUUUGGAAAAUAUGCGUACAAAUUGUGAUACAGUAUUUAAGCAAAUAUUUGAAGAGAGCUGUUCAUUAAUGAAAAACUUUGAAAUUGAAGUAAAUACUCCAAGGUUAUCUAAACGUCAAACUCAACGUUCUAAUCACCCAUCUGAAACUACAGAAGAUUUUUAUAGGGUGUCUCUAUUUAUACCAUUGGUGGAAAAUGUGUUAGAAGAUUUAAAGUUACAGUUUUUAAGUAAACAAAACCAGACGGUAACAAUUUUGAGUCAACUUAUACCAAAAUUUAUUGUAGAUGUAAAUGAUGAAAAUAUUGACUCAAUAGUAUCAAUAAUGAAAAAUGGUUAUAGAUUUGAUGAUGACUUAUUAGAACUAUUGGAAGAAUCACAAUUAAAAUCAGAAAUACAACUAUGGAAAGAAAAGUGGAAAACAAUAAAAAAUGAAGGUGGAGAUGUAAUAAAAUAUGCAUUAACAGCUAUUGACCAAUGUAAUGGUAUACUUGUAGUAUUAAAAAGAGAGUUCAGAAGGCUGCUCCGCUGA